UAAUGGCAUAAUUCAAAUAAAUCUCCCUUUUAAGGUCAGCAAGUAUUAUUUCCUAGAAUGAUGAGCCUUAUAAAUCUCCAUAAUUAUAAAAAUUUACGUAAAGGAUAUUAUCAUAAUAAGAUCUUAAUUGGAAGACAUAGCAAAUGAAUUUGAAUACAGGCCUUUAACUAUUAGUAGACAAGCAUCAAAUUUUAUAUUGUAUGAUCCAAUCAAUAGUUUGGGGUCAAGAAGAUCAAUAACUUAUUAAACUUAUCUUCCUCCACUUUAGAAAUAAUAAUCACAGGUUUCUUAGAUGAAUGAUACUAAAAUAAAAGAAGAAUUAUCUAAAGAAAUUGAAUAGUUAUAAUAAUAAGAAAAAAUUGAUUUGAAAGAAGAUAGAGAUAACAAUAUAAUAAAAAAGUAAGAAUAAUGUAUAAAAACUAAUUAAAUACAAAAAAAAAUAAAGAAAAAAUAUAAUGAAUUAGAAUAAUAACCUUGUUUUUGUAGAAAUAGUGGUUGUUUAAAAAGAUAUUGUAGAUGUUUUCAUAGUGGAAGAAUGUGUUUAAAGGAGUGUUAAUGUGUUGAAGGAUGUUUGAAUAAUCAUGAUCAUCUAGAAGAACGAAAUAUUGCAAUAAAACAUGUUAAUGAAAAAUGUCAUAGAAAUAAGAAUGUACCUAAAGAAGCUCUAUUUAAACUUAAAGAUUCUUUUGGUUGCAAUUGUAAAAAGACUAGAUGUCAAACAGGUUAUUGUGAAUGUUUUCUAAGAAAAUCAAAAUGUACUAUGGAUUGUUAAUGUGAAAAUUGUGAAAAUGGUUUAGAUGAGGCAUUCUUGGAAAGUUAAAGAAUUAAAAAGAAUUAUAGAGUUAAAAGAAAGUGAG
Paramecium pentaurelia is the source of this 857-nucleotide messenger RNA. NCBI's taxonomy places the organism in Eukaryota, Ciliophora, Oligohymenophorea, Peniculida, Parameciidae. The record is from the annotation of a GenBank genome assembly.